This is a messenger RNA of Paramisgurnus dabryanus, 8022 nucleotides long. RefSeq lists its product as uncharacterized. The record is from RefSeq and is a predicted model, not a curated record. NCBI's taxonomy places the organism in Eukaryota, Metazoa, Chordata, Actinopteri, Cypriniformes, Cobitidae.
CCAUCCCAAUUUAAGCUCCCAUUCUUUCUGUGUUUUUGAAGCUUUGAUUGUGUUUAUAAUGGCAAUACAACGUGUUCAUGUUUCACGUGUAAAAAAACGUAGAAUAUUUCACAAAAUAUACUGAAUAUAUAUCUAAAUAGCGCUCUUUUCACUGUCCUCAAAACAGGCUGAUGACUUCCUUGUUCUAUGAAGUCCCUCCUUUAGAAAACGUAACAAUAUCUGAUUGUGUAGUUUGUUUGGUGUUUUGUGAUUCAAUAGCAGCUUAGCUUAGCAGAGCCGUUUGAGCCAAAGCUGGUGACUGACGUAUUCCUGUGGGCAGAGUUUAGUCCAAAAACUGUUUUACUGACGUCAUUAAAGCAGGAAGUAGAGGGCUGUAGUCCAAACCGGCCGUUCGUUGUAGGUUUUGAAAGAGGAAUUCUAUUAAAGAAAAUAUAUUGCCUGGCAGUGAACUUUGAGGACAGGUAUUAUUUAUGCUAUUAUAGCAACAUUACACACUAAUUAGGCUUUAAAAAAUGGGAUCAGGAAGAACAUGACCUUUAAGGGUAUCAAAGAUGUGCUCAAAAGUUAAGUACUUAAAAUGGGUUGUGAUCAAUAAUAAGUAUGUGGAUCAAAUAAAUGAUGAGAAAAUCUUGAAUCUCACAUAUGUCUUGGGUGUCUGGCCAACACUCGUUCAGCGAAUGUGUAGUAAGACACUAUAGACCAGGGGUGUCCAGACUUUUUUUUGUGGCGAUCUACUUUUAAAAUGAUAGAGCCGACAAGAUCUACCUGCUAAAAAACACGGUAAAUUAUUUUUUAUAACACUUAACAUGCAUGUUAGGACUAUACCUCUACAUUGACUUUAGGGCUGUUACCAUUAUUCAAUGAUUUUUGACUUGAUUUCAACUACUCAAAAAGAAUAGAGUACAUGUCGAGUAUUCCUUAAAAUAGCGGAGAUGCGGUUUAGUGAAACAAACUAGAAAAUGACAACAGUAUUAGAAGCAUAUAAAGUAGCGCAACGCUGCCUCGCCCUCUCUCUCUCUCGUUUGCUCGCUCGCACGCGAUCAGCUCCUGGGUGAAGGCAAGAUUGCGCAUCCUGGUGAAUUGCGGAAGUUAGACGACUGAGCUGCAGCGGCCUGGCAUAAGAUUUAUAAAAACACAUUUGAAAACACAUAGAAAAAAACUCAGAGUAAUUGUGAAACAUGCAAGUAUUUUAAGACCAUAAUGCCAAUUUUGCGCAUGGAGCAGCAGUUAACUUAUGUGCGAUCUACCGGCAUUGCCCUUGCGAUCGACUGGUCGAUCGAUGUAUUGGACACCCCUCCUAUAGACUAUAUAUGGCUCUCGGAGAAAUUACCUCAGGUAAUACUAAUCCGGUGCGAAAAGACCAGCUGUGAAUAUACACACAAAUUUUUUAAUUUCCUGUAAUUGUGCAAAAAAAAAUUCAAAUAUAGAAAAGCUUAGAAGCAUUCACCUGCAUUCUAGGCUGUGGAACAAGGCAGUGGCAAGUCAGUUCCUGCAUACCACGACUCAGACUUUACAAAAAAGGUCAAAAUCACUUCUCAGGAGCACAGAACUAUUUCCGAAAUUGACAUUCUCCCCAAACCGAAAUUAACUAAAGCCCUAUUCGGACGGGAUUAGUUUUACGGGGGUAGAUGGAGUAAUGUAACUUUACCACACGACAUCUGUAGUAUUGAUGUGAAGUGAAAUCAUAGGCGGAGGGUGAAUUAACUCUAGGGUAAGGCUACGGAGCGGUGCACAUAGAAUGGGAUUUUUGAAUUCCACUUCACAUUAACAGGGCUCGACAUUAAGGCUUGUCCGCUUGUCCGGGACAAGUGGAGUUUUUGUAGGACAAGUGUAAGAGAAAAUUAGUUGUCCUACUGGACAAGUUAAAUUUCAAACAAUGUUACUAAACGUUAUGUGCCGUUAACGACAGAGCAGAAUGCGCAGCGCAAACACAGAGCGGAAUAUUCAACAGAGAGCGCGGCACGCUGACACACACACGUUAUUGUUACUAAACAAGCUGCGCGCGCAUGAAACCUGAUCGCCGAACACGGAGGGGCGGGAGUCGCGGGACGGCAUGGAGUGGAGAGUGAUGAGUCUUCAGGCUCCGGCGUGAAUAUAAAUGACUUAACUGUGUGUCAAAAAAGCCGAUUUAAGUCCGUAUUUUUCUCUUCUAACGUUCGGUAAAAACAAAUAAUGAGCUUAAAAUCUUGUUUAAGAAUCUGUUUUAUAACGAAUCUCCACACAAACAUUACAGCGUAAAUGCUACGUUUAAGAUUGAUUUGACAUAUAACAGAUAAUCUAGAUACAUUUACCCUAAUACGUUUUUUAAAACAUGGUAAUGUUUUAAUGUUUUGCUUUAGUGUUUUAAUGUCAGACAAUCAUUGAAUGGGAAAAAAGGAAGAGAAAGGCAGCCGAUAUAGCAUCAUUCUUCAGAAAGAGUAGCAAGAAGCAGCCAAAUGAAUCUUAGUAAAAUACAUUUCAGUGGCCUAAAUUCACAUGAUUUUCUGGUCUCUAUAGUUUUUUCAGCAAUGGGAGAUAUAAAUCCUGGUUUGAGUAAAUUCCAAUAGUUUUUGGAAUUAAAUAGUUUAAAAAAGCAUGAGGUUUAGAGUUUAGAGUUUAUUCACAUUUCACACAUUUUACACAUACAUAUAUUCAUAUAAACUUAAGAUGAGCAUGCAUGUGAACUGGUCCCCAAAGAAGCUAUCUAAAGCUUAUAAUAGGGGGCCAUGACAAGCCAAGGUAGAAAAAAGAAAAGAAAAACAAAAAACAAAAAUUAACAAAAAAAAGUGUGGCCAACAUAUAAUACAUUUAAUACAUCACUUUCAUACAACAAAAGGAAGGAGAUCCCAUUUAACAGAUACAAUUUGUUUAACAGUUUACCUUAAGGUUGAGAAAUUUAUACUGACAUACAUGCAGAGUGAGAAAUAGUACGUACAUCAGGAAGAUGUAUACAAGUUUAGUAAUUGUUUCUUGAGGUUUUGUUUAAAAGAAGAAAUAGAGCUUGAGGUUUUCAGACUUUCAUCCAGCUCAUUCCAGAUUCGCGGUCCCCGGGUCACUACACUCAUGCCAGUGCUUUUUAAUCUCCGUUUUUUACCAGUAAUGAUAUGCAUGUUUCUAGUGAGGUAAGUGUGCCGGGGAUAGUGGAUUGGAACAAGUUCACAUAGUCUGUUAUUCAAACCAAAGACCACCUGAUACAUAGUACAUGCAUUGUGAAAUAUAUUAUAUUCAGUUAGUCUUAAAAGACCAUACCUAAAGAAAAUAGAGCGAGUUGGCGCAUUGAAGUCAGACCAUGAUAUGGCACGAAUAAUUUUUUUUUUGUAGAAUUUCUAAUUUUUUUAAGUGAGUUGAAUAAGUAUUGCACCAUAUAAUAUUGCAGUAAUUUAAAUGUGGUUCAAAGAGAGUUUUAUAAAGAAUAAGUAGUAAUGCGUGGGGAAGCAGGUGUCUAAGCUUAAGGAACAGACCAACAUAUUUUGAUAGCUUUUUGACAAGAUAUUCAAUAUGGUGUUUGAAGUUUAGGUGAUCAUCUAUAAAGACACCCAAGAAUUUCGUCGUCUUCACUCUUUUUAUUUCCUCUCCCCUUAUUUUGAUCGUGAAAUUUAAAUCCUCGAAAUUAAGUUGUUUUUUAUUUGGACAGAAUAUUAUGUAGUUGGUUUUUCUAACGUUUAUGGAUAGUUUAUUUACUUUGAACCAAUUAUCCACAUUCUGAAGCUCUUUGUUAAGUAGUUGUUGAAGUUCAAAUUCAUUUUUAUGUGAUAGGAACAAGUUAGUGUCAUCUGCAAAGAUUACUUUGUGGAGAGUCUUUGAGGAAUUUUCCAAAUCAUUAGUGCAAAUAAUAAAGAGUAGAGGACCUAAUAUGGAUCCUUGUGGAACACCAUAUUUAAUGUAUUUGUUUUCUGAUGUCUGUUCGUGAAUAGUUACAUAUUGUUGCCUCAGGUGUAAGUAGCUCUUGAACCAAUUCAGUGGUUGGCCUCUAAUUCCAUAAUGAUGCAGUUUGUACAGUAGUAUAGUAAAGUCGAUGGUAUCAAAGGCCUUUGAAAGGUCUAAAAAUACACCAAUACCACAUUCCCCCUUUUCAAUAGCAUCAUUGAUCUUUUCAGUAAGAUCAAGGAUCGCCAUGCAGGUGGUGUGUUUUUUUCUAAAGCCAUACUGGGAUGGGUUGAGUAUGUUUAGUGUAUUAAGAUAAUUAAUAAGCCUUAUAUAAACCACUCUUUCCAAUGUUUUGGAAAGAGUUGGUAAGAUGGAUAUGGGACGGUAAUUUGUUAUAUCAUUUUUAUCACCAGAUUUAAAAAUUGGAAUUAUUUUUGCAAUUUUUGUCAUUUUGGGAACAGUUCCUGUAAGCAGUGAGAGAUUAAUACAGUGUGUAAGUGGUUCAAUUAUUUCUUUGGCAAUACUUUUUAAUAUUUUACUACUAAUUUCAUCUUCUCCAGCAGAAUUUGAGCUCUUCAGAGCCAUUAUGAUAUUAUGCAGUUCAGUCGCGUCUGUAGGCUUUAGGAAGAAGGAAUUUGGAUAGUUGCCUGACAUAUAUUGUUUGUAAGAGACAUUGUAUAGUUGAGUUAAGUUUUUUGAAAGAUUAGCCCCUAUUGAUACAAAGUAAUUGUUAAAAUCAUUUGCAAGAUCAGUUUUAUUAAUUGUGUCUGGGAGCACAGUGUCUUUAUGGCCCCUAUUUAAAACAUUAUUAAGCACUUUCCAUGAUUUCUUGGAGUCUCCCUGCGAAUUUUUGAUAAGUUCACAAUAGUGACUAUAUUUACUUUUCCUGAUUAUAUAUAACAGUUUAUUCUUAUAAACAUUGUAUUUAGUUUUAUUCUCUAUAUUUGGUUUUUAACAUAUAUUUGGUAGAGUUUAUUCUUUUGUUUGAUGGAGUUAAAGAUUGCCCUUGUUAGCCAGGGUUUGUGUUCUACCCUACUGCGUGUGACAGUUUUUAUAGGAAUGGAGCAGCGAAUAGAAUCUGUUAUUUCAUUUACCAGGGAAUCAUAUGCAGUGUCAGGAUCGCAGCAGCAGCAAUAAACAGUGUUCCAUGCUUUAGCUUGCAGACUUGCCUUAAGUUGGUAUUAUGACUAUAAAUUGUAUGUUAAUCUCAAUUCAUUUUAAUUAAUAGCAAUUGUAUGUUAUACAUUAUUCUGAUUAACACACCUAUAAUACUUAAAAGUAUUUUAAGGUUGGAUAAUAAAGAUUUUAUGUGCCACCCAAGAGUAACUGCUGGCCCCUGCCUGGCCACCCCUAUGAAAAAUCCCUUGCUCCACCACUGAUUAGCAAAACACAAAAAAACAUUAUAUUAUAAAUCUUUACCUGGACAAGUGAAACACAAAUUUACUUGUCCGAAGGACAAGUUCCUCAAAAAGUUAAUGUCAAGCCCUGCAUUAAUUUAUUAUUUUUUUUAUAAACACGAGAUAAAUUGACAUGAUUGGUGCUUUAAACGCAGUGUCAAGCUCAUCAAUGUCAGUUCUAGAACACUAGACCAAUCAGAAAAACACGGGGGCGUUGCUGGUUUUCUUUCAGGCAUAACACUUUGUGCUGCUUUUUAAAAACAAUUCACAAGUAGUGCUCUCACAUUUAAAACGUAAACACACAGACUGUCCAUACAGAAUCAAACUUAAAAAGCAAAACCAAAUUUAAUUACUUUUCAUGGCACCAACCUACACCUCCAAGCAUAAACGGCCCAUGAAUUAUUUAAAAAAAGUGCAAUACGUUCAGAAACUAAUGUUAAUUUUAAAAUAAAGCAGGCAUAGUGUAUGGUUGACUUGGCAUGGCAGCCAAUAAUAAUAAAUAUUCAUUGCCUUACCUAACAAAGUAAAAUCCUGCAAUUGGAAACGCAUCACAUUUGUUGAUAAUGUCUUUGAUGUCUUUGAUGUUUAAUUUUGUUGUUAUGUCGCUCUCAAUAUGCAGCAGACUCAAGGACGAAAAUCUCUCCUGGCUCAUGGUUGAACGCAUCCAGUUCCUUACGCCUCGCAUUGCUGAAAAUGAUCUCUCACAUGUUGCAGUUCCCACCGGUAAGGUCCGCAACUUCUGGAUUGCAUUUUAAAACCGCAUCAACACUCCUUGCUAUGACCAAGUUAUCGGGAGUGAGAAAAUACCAGAAAAUUUAAAAACGCCUGCAGCUUUCAAAGCUGACGUGUGCAAGGUUUUGUAAUGCAUCGCGAUACAUCGUAUCGUGCCCCAUGUACCGUGAUAUGUAUCGUAACGUGAAGCCCUUGCCAAUACCCAGCCCUAAACACGAAAAACGCAGAACAAAUCCAUCUUGAGAUUGCUUAAAGUGCAACUUGAAAGUUACUUUUUUUGUGAGAUAAAUAUAUAACCUUGUAUGAAAGUACCAUAUAAAAAUUAAAUGCGUAAUUAAAAAUUUUUAACAAGACUCUGAGCGCAUAAAUUUUGUAAAAAAGGUGACUGUUUCUAAGACAGUUCUCAAAAUCCCGGGUUUUUUCAACAACGCGUCAUAUUACGUAAUCAGAGGCGCAGUGUCUGACAGGCUGUACCCUGGCUCAGUGCAGAGUAGGUUGGUAUUCAGUGAAAGCAGUUGCAAUUUGGUGUGUUCUCGAUAGUUUUGGUUUUCGGUUUUCUGUUUAUCAUCGUCAUGGUAAAUCGUUGUGUUUGUGGAGGUUGCACAAACUCCAGUCUGUCAGGACAUCGCGUCUUUAGUUUUCCGAAAAAGACCAAGGAGGACGGCGGUGUCUUCCGUGCCUGGGUGCGUUUUGUGCAGAUGAGGAGACGGGAUUUCACUUCUGCAUCUGUAUCGAAAAACGCGGUAGUGUGCAGCGUUCACUUUAGGCCGGAGGAUUAUAAUGACAGCGAUAUGAUGGAGCUCAACAUGGGCUACCGAAGCAAAAACUUCGUGAGACUCAGAGUUGGUGCGGUUCCUUCGGUGCACGCAGCACGUCCAUCAAGUCCGCCUGGUCCGUCGUCGUCAGCAUGUGGUGAUGGCGCCGGCGGGAAAAAGGAUGAUAAUGGGUCUGUCAGAGGUGCAGCUGAACGAAAACGCACACUGUGCACAUUGUUGGGAGACUUGGAAGGUAAUCCGUCGACAGCCAGUGCUGCAGUGCUUGCUGACCCAGAGGAGGAGGCUUUCUCUCCACUGGUCCCUGUGUCAUCAGUGCAUGACUUUGGCUCACAGUGUAACCUGAGACCUUUACAUCGUUCAUCAGCUGUUCAGGCACAGCCCAAGAUGGUUAGUGUGGGGACUCAGACAAAAACAUCCGCUCCAUCUACCAGUCCUGUGCACAGCGAUGAUGAUUCAUCCUCUCUUUUCAUGGACGAACCUGAUGAUGUGUUGUGGACACCAGAAGGUGAAAAGACAAGUGAUUCAUCUGAGGAGGAAACACUGCAGGAAACUCCCCCUGAUCACAUUGCUGCUGACAAGUUCAUUGUGUGCCGAAGCCAGCUGAUGUCUCUCUUUACAAUUUGCCCAGCCUGUUCUGGAAAAACGCAAGGAAAUGUUGAGAAGCAGGAGGGAACUUUUUUAAAAGUAAAGCAGGUCUGUGCAGCAUGUGGGUACCAGCGUUUCUGGCAGAACCAGCCAAUGCUGCAUCGCAAUAUGCCAGCAUGCAACCUCUUACUGAGCGGGGCAAUACACUUUUCAGGUUGCAUGGCUACCCAAACCAUCAGGAUGUUGAAACUCUUUGGGCUUCAGUGCAUCACUGUCAACACCUUCUUCCGCCAUCAGCGAUUGUAUACAAUUCCUACUGUCAUUAAGGCGUGGCAGAAUGAACAGGCAGGAAUAAUAAGAGAUCUGAAGGAGAUGAGUGGGGGACUGAUCCUGUCUGGUGACUGCAGAUUCUCCUGGCCAUUGUGCAAAGUACGGCACAUAUUCUUUGAUCGAAGACCGAAUAAACAAGGUUUAAGAUGUUCAGCUUGUACAGAGCUCAGAAGUCCCAAGUAGCAGCUGGUGUGAGUUAGAGGGUCUAAAGCGCAGCAUAAGGUUUCUGACUGAGCAAAAUAUGCAAGUGUCAGCCCUCAUCACAGACAGAAAUCGGCAGGUUGCCAAAUGGGUGCGGGAGGAGUUGUGUUCAAAGGGAACCAACCAUUUCUUUGACAUAUGGCAUAUUGGCAAAA